CGAGGAAGCUGUGCUUGGCUGAACCUCCAGCAGAAAUCAGAUUUCACAGAAAUGUCACAGCGCAACGAGAAAGUGAGGACGCCGAUGCUUCUUCAAUCAACUCAAUAGCAUAGCAUUCCAUCUCAAAACUCAAUCCAGCCAUCAAGUCCAUGGCACUAAAUAGUAAGACACUGUGGGAGAAGAAGGUGGAAGCUUUUAGAAGCUUUGGUUUGUCAGACAAUGAGAUUUACGCAGCAUUCAAGCGGCACCCCAUGUGUAUGGCUCUUUCGGAGAAGACAAUCAAGAAAAUGAUGGGUUUCUUUGUGAACAAACUGAAGAUGAAGCCUGCAAAGAUCUCCAAGAGUCCGAUUCUUCUACAGUAUAGCUUGGAGAAGCGGAUUAUUCCGAGGUGUUCAGUUCUGCAACUUUUGAUGUUGAAAGGUUUGAUCAAGGUAGAUACUAGCAUUGUUUAUAUAGUCAAAACGGCUGAGAAGAAAUUCAUGGAGAGAUUUGUGAGCAAGUAUCAAAAUGAGGUUCCUGAUGUUGUUAGAGCACACCAUGGGAAGAUAGAAUUUCAAGGGCUCCCUAUUGCACCAAUGGAGACGUGAUUGCUACAUAAUCAAAUGUGACCUUGGCUAUAGAUCCCGAAUGGAAAAAUAAUUUCAGCAGGUCAUGUUUCAGCAGGUCUGUAUGGCAAUCCAUCAGUGUUGCACACAUCAGGCAAAAUUAGAAACUUGUGAAAGAUGAGGUGAAUGUUCCAUGCAUACAGUAGAACUUGCCUGCCUUUUUGAUAGUGAUAGCUGUAUGAUGCUAUCAAUUUGACAUUACAUUUCAGGAUAAGCAAGCCCUGGCCUUAUACAUAAGAGCAUUUUUAAUUUAGAGGCACUCAAGGAUGUUUAGGUGUAGGUGUGUGAAGACUGUGAGGCCUCAUGAUGAUUUUAUCUCAUGUUACUUUUUAGAUCUAACAUGAAAGAAGCGUGGGAAGUAUCUUUGUUCACUCUUCAUAUGGUGUUUCGGAUUAAUGGUAUUUGUUGACCUCUCAUGAGUAGAUGCCCAAGAUUCGAGUCCAAGUACUCUUAGUUUCAAUCCCCUUAGUAACAAAAAAUUAUUUUAUAUACCUAUUCGUGCAGCUUUGUUUCAUUGGCCAUUAACCCUUUUCAGGGUCUUUAUAGUUUAUAUUUAAUGAUUAUCAUUGGAGACAAGUUGACCA
Messenger RNA from Carya illinoinensis, 1189 nucleotides. RefSeq lists its product as uncharacterized. The coding region runs from base 150 to 587 and encodes 145 amino acids. Gene Ontology annotation, biological process: regulation of DNA-templated transcription; chloroplast organization. Gene Ontology annotation, molecular function: double-stranded DNA binding. The transcript has 2 exons. The record is from RefSeq and is a predicted model, not a curated record. Gene Ontology annotation, cellular component: chloroplast. NCBI's taxonomy places the organism in Eukaryota, Viridiplantae, Streptophyta, Magnoliopsida, Fagales, Juglandaceae.